This is a messenger RNA of Sycon ciliatum, 1816 nucleotides long. RefSeq lists its product as uncharacterized. The record is from RefSeq and is a predicted model, not a curated record. The transcript has 3 exons. Bases 96 to 1286 code for a protein of 396 amino acids. Lineage: Eukaryota; Metazoa; Porifera; Calcarea; Leucosolenida; Sycettidae.
ACUUGCGCAAUUAAUAAUUGCACAAUUGUAGUUCCUGGAUUAUUGCUGAUGUAGUACAUGUACCAGUAAUAGUUUCAAUCUUUAUUGCCCUCGUGAUGACAGCAAUUCUAAAGAAUAAAUUCAUAACUGCUGCCGUGCUGGUUGGUGCCGGGGGUGCUGGGCUUGCAGGUGGCAUGCUCUUCUUCGCAAAAUAUCGCAUCAACAAUAAGACAUGCUAUACGCAAAGCCUGCAGCUAGUUCAGGACCAUCCCAGCGGCCGCAAAUACAUUGGAAACAAGAUCAAGGGCGGCGGAGUCGACUGGGAUAACCGUGUCCUGAUAAAUGCGGAAUACAACCAGCUGCACUUCCGCGUCAUGGGCGACAACGGCAGAGGUGUUGUCUUCGCCAAGGCACAGCAUUCUGAUCCGGGAAAUGGCGAGUGGAACGUCGAGUCCGUGGCGCUGGAGGUUAUCGAGACUACGAAUGGAGAACCAUGUAUUGUGCCAAUUUUCCCAUCGAAGGACUCGGUCGCUUCCAAACUGACAAGUAGUGUGAAGAAAGGGUCGAGUACUGUCGCAGAUGUAUUGACAGCAUCACCCAGCAAGCUUCGUGGGGAGGCAGCGGAGCAUUUGACUACCCACUUGGUACAGUCGAAGUCCACCACUGAUGGUAAGCUUGAGUUACGGACGGGUGGUACCCCUGCGUUGUAUGUACGUACAACGCAAGGAGGCAGUGAUGCUGUGUCUGUAAGGCAGAUGCAGAGGAGGUCGGCAGAAAUCCGACAGGCGAAAGAUUUAGUCUGUGGGGGCACUGCUGGUGUCGGUAAGCAAGAUGCCUAUGAGCUACGUAGUAUGAGUCAGAUAGAUCGUGAAAAGUUCCUUAAAUCUGCUGGUGUGUCUCCUUGUGCACCUUCAUCUCAUUCUGGCCUUGCUUUAAAAGCAGAUCUGCACAUGCCUUGGAACCAGCUGAGGAAACUGCGGAGGUGGCUCAAGUCCUUUGGGUGUGAGAUUGAGUCAGAGAAUACCAUGCGGCAACAGCUUGCGGAAGAGGUACCUGCAUUUUAUGCUUCCGAAAUGUGCCCGUUCACUCUUCCGAGUAGUGAUGUAGUUUCGUCACCAAUGGUUGUGGCAUGCAACCUCACAGAGAUUGUCCUUGUCUUCUUGGACCAGUACGAGGAGGCUGGCAUGCUUACUGACCAUGGUAUUAUCCCGCAGGAUGAUAUUUGGGUGAAGUUGGGGGGAGAUCAUGGGGGCAGGUCUUUCAAAUUAUCCUUCCAAAUUUGCAACAGAGUCACCCAAAUGCUGUGAAGAACACCAUCCCUAUCCUUGUGUUCAAUGCAAAAGAUACCCCGGGCAACCUUUCCACUGCUUUUGCGUCACUUGUGCAACACAUUGACAGCCUUGCUGCAACCACGUGCCAGAACAAGUCGUUUCGCCUUAUUUUGUUUGGCGACUACGAGUUUCAAACGACUGUUUAUGGCCUGUCAGGAUCUGCAGGAGUGCAUCCGUGUCUGCACUGCUUGAGUACAAAGCAACAGAUUCAACAGUGCCCCGCUGAUUGGGAGCAGCAGCCAGAGCCACGCACGCUCGACACACUCUCACUUCACCAUGGCCAAUUUAUGGCUGAUGGCGGGCGCUUAUCUAAAGCAAAGCAUUUCUACAAUGCCAUACGUCCUGCCAUGCUCUCUGUGCCUAUUGAUCAUGUGUGCCUGCCAGCCCUAUCAUCUUGAUCUCGGAAUCCAUUUAUGGGUCUUUGACCCCUUUGUCAAGGAGUGUAGACACAUUGAUUUGAAAAUGGCAUGCGAGGUAGAGGUGAGUGAGGCAGAUUCAGCUGCCUU